AUGGAGGGCAGUGCGCUCCAGGCGUUGCGACUAACGCCCGCGGCCGCUUCUCGCGUCUCAGGGCCACGCACCGGCGCUAACGAAGGUGAGUGUCGCAAGCUGUUCGGACAAAGUGUUCAUCGUGUGGAUCUCAUCCCACCGCGUCUUGAUCGCAGCAGCGGCGACGGAGGCAGAGAUGGCGACGCGCGGGUUGUGCAAGUGACCCCCGCCUCGGCGCGCCGCACAGUGGGCAGAAACGAGCAGAAAGAAGAACGGAAGAAAAACUUCAGAAGAAAAACUGAAUUCCCUCAUGACGACGAAAGUAUAAAUGUUAACUCUCGU
Messenger RNA from Gryllus bimaculatus (two-spotted cricket), 321 nucleotides. Lineage: Eukaryota; Metazoa; Arthropoda; Insecta; Orthoptera; Gryllidae. The record is from the annotation of a GenBank genome assembly.